GGAAAGCCCAGGUUCCUGCCAGCGCCUGGCUGAAGAGAUGCAUAAACAAUUAAAUCUUCCCCACCAAGGCGUCUCUUCACCAGGCCUUCUAAUCACUUUGACCUGCCACCCGACUGCCCUGUUCCUCUCCUCAAAAGAUCUGAAUAGCCCUCCUGUCUCUUGUCCCGAGAGGCGGAACGACCAACAGAGGAAUCAUUGUAGCAUUCGAGACAAGUCUCGCGCACGCGCGUAAAUCGGCUGAACCUCCAGCUUUCGCUCAUUCAACUCCAACUCCGUCAUCGCCGGACCCCGCCGACGUCAGCGCCUAACCGCCGCGUCACUGAAACGUAUCCUACGAACCCAACUGCGAAGCGCAGCGGCCUAUAAACACCGAGUCGCCCGUUUCACGAUUUGUCCUCGUGUCGAAAAGUCAUACCAAGGUACAAGAUGGCGUCAGUAACGUCCUUAGACAAGGAUUUGCGAAAGUUGCGCCUCGACAAGUAUACGCCCACUGCUGCGAAAGAGGUCAGUACCUGGAUUGAGGGGGUUUUGGGAGAGAGGUUGCCUUCUGGUGACCUCCUUGACGGGCUGAAAGAUGGCGUCGCUUUGUGCAAAUUGAUCAACCUUGCGAUACCAUCACCCGGCGUAAAGUUCAAGAAGUCUGCGAUGCCUUUCGUUCAGAUGGAGAACAUUUCGCACUUUCUGCGCGCCUGCAAACAGCCCCCUCUGAACCUUCAAGACCACGACGUCUUCCUCACCGUAGACCUUUUCGAACAAAAAGAUCCUGCCCAGGUGCUGCAAUGCCUCGGAGCCUUUAGCCGUGCCGCACACGCAGCAAACCCGGCCAACUUCCCGUCGCCCAUCGGCUCCAAAACCCGCGGGGUGAUGAGCCCUCAAGGCACUGGGCGUGGAACCCCUUCGCCUACGAGAUCGCGCGGGUUGUCCAAUGCAUCUGGAUUCGGUUCCCCUCGGCCUAACCUGUCCAGUGCCAAGACUGGAGACCCGGGCUCGGGGAGAUGGAGUCCGACCAAGCCCACCUCUCCCGUUAGCAGCUGGAGUAGGAAGGAACAUGAAGGCGCGACUUCUCCAGCAUGGAACAUCGCUCAGUAUGGCUACAUGGGCGGUGCUAGUCAAGGAAACCUAGGCAUUUCGUUCGGAAGCCGGCGGCAGAUCACAAGUGCUGGUCCCUCUGUUCCUAGUCUUGCCGAGAAGGAAAAACGGCGAAAAGAUAAAGAAGUCGAGGAGGAUCGUCAGCGGCAACAGAUGGAGGAGCAUCGACGCCAAAAAGACGAAGAGCUCGAGCGCGAAGCACGUCUGCGAGAAGAGCGGGAGAUUCAGCGUCUCGUGGAGGAGAAGCAAAGACAAGCCGAUCAAGAGCGACGCCAAUGGGAAGAGGAAGAGCGCAUGUGGAAGCUGACAGAAGAGAAGCGUCGCAAGGAGGAAGCAGAGGCCGAAAACCGCUUGGCCGAGGAACGAAACCGCGCCAGAAGCAAGAGCGAUGCUCGCCUGCGGGGACAAUUUCUCAGCCAGUACCAGUCGGAGCAGGGUAUCAAGCCCCAGAAGACCGGGGCUGACCGGAUUGCUGAGCUGGAGAAGGAGCUCGAAGAAGCUCGGGAGCGAGAGAGACGAUAUGAGCUUGAGCGCCAAGGGCGUCCGGGAAGGGCCCUUGCCGUCACCAAUGAUCCCAAGGCCCGGCUUAGGUCUAGGAGUCGGCCGUCAGACGGAACACCCAGCCGCCAAGAUUCAUGGUCCAGAAACGAGCGCGAGGUGCUCCAGACUGCGUGGUCUCAACACCAAGAGGCGCAAGACGAUGAUGAGCCCCCUGCACCGCCCCCGAGAUCUCCAAGGCCCCUUCCGGAUCCGAUGGCAGUCGCUCAACCGCCUCAAAAUGUUGUGGCUCACACGACGGGUGGUCGACCUCUUCCAGACCCCGCCGCGUACAACGCGGCGACUCAGGCCCCACCCAGCCGAACAGACCGGUUCCUCGCUAGCAACGCCGCACCGGCCUUACCCGCCGCUAAGCAGACUUACUCUCGCGAGCUGAGCGCUACGGCAGAGCAAGAUGCUGAGGAUCGCCGACACGCCCAAAGCCAGAACAAGACCAAGGCAGGAGGCUGGGCGUCCAAAUCGCUCCUCGAGCGCGAAAUGGAGAUGGAACGUGAGCGUCAACGUGAAUGGGAAGAAGCUCAGAAGGAGACGGCCAAGGCUGUUCCUGCUGGGAACGGCGUCGACGGUAUUGGCGGUGGCAUCGGAGGCCGCUGGGAUGUCAGCCAGUGGUCUGGUUACACUGGGGGCGACAACCAGAACAAGGGCGCCCAGGGAAUUGGAGCUGGUCGUAGACAAAUUGUCGGACCGAGACCGCUGCCUAAUGUCCCGCGAUAAAUUUCGUACAAUACUAGUAGAGGGGCGCAUCGUUUCAGCAGAGGGCGCAACGGGAGGCUUGGUCAUGGAAACCCCAGUUUGUGUAAUCUGAAUAUACCACAGAUGACGGAGUACAUUGAGCGAAGCAGAUGUUACUUAAUGGAUGG
Colletotrichum destructivum is the source of this 2507-nucleotide messenger RNA. Its product is annotated as Putative smooth muscle protein/calponin. Gene Ontology annotation, biological process: actin filament organization. The record is from RefSeq and is a predicted model, not a curated record. Lineage: Eukaryota; Fungi; Ascomycota; Sordariomycetes; Glomerellales; Glomerellaceae. The transcript has 2 exons. Gene Ontology annotation, cellular component: actin cytoskeleton. The coding region runs from base 427 to 2361 and encodes 644 amino acids. Gene Ontology annotation, molecular function: actin filament binding.